UGUUAAUCGCUGGCAGUUCUUUUCGGACAGCCAACGCUAUCGACUACGCCCGACUUGUCCCAGGAUUACGCCCAUGGAUCUAUUGACGGUCGACAAAGCCUGCUAUCGCGAACAUCCAACAAACCCAAGAAUUUGCCCAACAGCCCGUUUCCGCCACGCCAAUUACGUAGACGACAGCGGUUAAACGCGGUGCUUGGGACCUGGCUCUUUUAUUAAUUCUCAUCCUUCUUCUUCACGGUACCACACGCAAACAGAGAAUUCCUCGGACCACGUCCUCAACGAACCAGUUGCGACAUCUUUUCUAGGCGGCAAUCAACAUGUCGGAGCUCAGGAGACGCGCUCUUACGGGAGGCAAGACGGUGUCCCGCAAGGCGCGGGCGAAGCCAGAGUCGGGCCUCUCUUCAACGAAUCAUUCCCCGAAUGGCUCUCCAGCAACCUCGCGCGCGGGCUCGAGGGCCAACUCUCGGCCCGGUAGCCGGUACGCCUCGGAAGACGAGUUUGCCAGCGACUCGGAGAACGACGACGUGAUGACCUUGAGCACCAACUCGGUCGAUGAGGAGGACGACGUGGACAAUCUUUGGGCUGAGCGGCUUCAGGACCGGAUCGCCGAGCUCCAAGAUCGGAAGCGGAGCAGCGUCCGGGGGCGUGAAGCGACGCUGGGGGGAUACAAUCACCUUCUGAAGCACCAUUUCGCCCAACGCCAGCUCGACCGCCAUGUUGCCGAGCUCCAUCCCGUCUUCCUCAGGGAUAUCAAGAGCGGUACCAGCAGCGAAGAGCGCUUGCGGGCCCUCAAGGCCCUCACCCUAACCAUCCUCACUUGUACUUCGGAAACUGUGUUCGAGCAAGCAUUCCCGGUGCUGAAAGCGGCAUGUUUUGACGCGGAAGAAGAAAACAACAAGGUGGAAGCGAUUCAUGCCCUCUGCAUCGCCGUCACGUACGGAGGGGGUUCGAUGGAAGCUGCGGAGGAGGUACUCGACUUCUUCUUGGAGAUCAUCGAGAGCGAUGGCCAGUCGGUCGGAGCACUAGACAGCGGCCCCGUGGUGACGGCCGCCCUCCAGGCCUGGGCGUUCGUGGCGAGCCACCUAGACGACCUGACGGUGCAGAGCGAGACAGCCAUCGAGGCCUUCAUGGAACAGCUCGACAGCUCGGAUCCCGAGGUCCAGACCAGCGCCGGCGUUAACAUCGCCCUUCUUUUUGAAUCGGCUCGCGACUACGAAGAGCAGACUGGCGAGAGCGUCGACAUGCAAUACAACCAGCACCGGAUCAUGACCCGGAUGGCGGAGAUCGUCCGGGACUCCUCCAAGACCGUCUCCAAAAAGGGACGGAGAAACUUGCGGGCCAACUUCUCCAGCAUCGUCACCUCGCUCGAGCGUGGCAAGGGACCCGGCUAUUCGACGGCCGGCCGGUCGGGGCCUAACCCGCACACGGGCGGGUCGAAGUCCGAUGACCACGGUGAUUUUCGAGAGUUUGGGUACCGAGAGAAGAUCCGUAUUUACAACCAGUUUCUGCUCAUCAACACAUGGUCUCUCCAUGCCAGAGCCGAGAUGUUGAAGACCCUGCUUGGCGGUGGGUUUGUAGCCCACUACCUGGAGAAUCAAGUCGUCCGGGAUAUUCUUAGCGAUGCCGAGGUCGAGUUCAUCGGAAUUAACCCGCCAAGGAAGUAGAGCAGCAGAGGGCCUUCGAUAUAUAUCCGGGGCCAUUGAUCUCAUUUGAUCAGGUUUGCUUUGUCGGUUGUGGAGAGUUUUAGAGAGGGGUUGGCAUCAUUGGAUUUCUAUUUCUUCACCUCGCUCCAGGCUGCGCUCGAGGCAAAGGCUCGGCGUGCGCACAGUCUUGGAAAUAUCUCAAGCGACAUUCAUGGUUCAACAUAACCAAUAGAGUAGAUU
Thermothelomyces thermophilus ATCC 42464 is the source of this 1883-nucleotide messenger RNA. RefSeq lists its product as uncharacterized. The record is from RefSeq and is a predicted model, not a curated record. Lineage: Eukaryota; Fungi; Ascomycota; Sordariomycetes; Sordariales; Chaetomiaceae. The transcript has a single exon. The coding region runs from base 318 to 1664 and encodes 448 amino acids.